Messenger RNA from Pseudophryne corroboree (corroboree frog), 2528 nucleotides. It is a transcript of the gene ENPP7, whose product is annotated as ectonucleotide pyrophosphatase/phosphodiesterase 7. The transcript has 6 exons. NCBI's taxonomy places the organism in Eukaryota, Metazoa, Chordata, Amphibia, Anura, Myobatrachidae. The record is from RefSeq and is a predicted model, not a curated record. Bases 1 to 1422 code for a protein of 473 amino acids.
AUGAAGAUGUUAGUCUUCUGUGUGGUGGUCUCCGCUCUUCUGGCACUGAGCUCUUCUGUCCCCCUCCAUAUGAGGAAGAAGCCCCCCCACAAGCUCCUGCUCAUCUCUUUUGAUGGCUUCCGCUGGGAUUAUGAUCAAGAUGUUGAUACUCCCAAUAUGGAUAUCAUGAACAAUGACGGAGUAAAAGCCAAAUACAUGACACCAGCAUUUAUCACCAUCACAAGUCCUUGCCAUUUCACCUUGCUAACUGGAAAAUACAUUGAGAAUCAUGGAGUUAUCCACAACAUGUACUUCAAUACCACCAGCGGAGAAAAACAACCUUAUCUUCCAACACUGGGCAUAUCUAAAUGGUGGGACAAUGGCAGCCUUCCUCUCUGGAUCACAGCGCAGAGACAGGGACUAAAAGCUGGAUCGUUCUUUUUUCCGGGGGGUAAUGUCACAUACAAUGGUGAAACGGUGUACAAGAGCAAAAUGGAAAGCCGAGGUCACAAGUAUGACAAUGAAACAGAGUGGGAAGAAAAUGUUGAAACAGUGAUGAGAUGGUUCACUGAAGAAGAUCUGGACUUUGUGGCUCUGUAUUUUGGAGAACCAGAUGUCACAGGACACAAGCAUGGGCCAGAUACUCAGGAGCGUAAAGACAUAGUUAGUCAAGUGGAUCGCAUGGUUGGUCACAUACGGCGCCGAGUACAAUACUAUGACUUGGAGUCUAGGCUCAAUAUUAUUAUCAUAGCAGAUCAUGGCAUGAGUACAGUACUUAAAGGUCCUGAAGAGAUUGUGCUGAAAAAUUUCCCAAACUUCUCCAUUACUGAUCUCCAGUUUCAUUUACUGGAUUAUGGGCCUACUGGACUUUUAGUACCUAAAGAAGGGAAAUUGGAAAAUGUUUAUCAAGCCUUGAAAGGUGCCCAUCCUAAACUUCACGUCUAUAAGAAAGAAGAUGUUCCACCUAGGUUGCAUUAUUCCAAUAAUAUGAGAAUCACCCCUUUAGUCCUAUAUAGUGACCCAGGGUACGUUAUCCAUUCGAUUUUUAAGUUCCAGUUUAAUAAUGGUGAACAUGGAUUUGAUAAUGAGGCCAUGGACAUGAAAACCAUAUUCCGAGCUGUUGGCCCAUCUUUCAAAAAGGGUCUUGUAGUGGAGCCAUUUGAGAGUGUCCAUGUGUAUGCCCUAAUGUGUGAACUGUUGGGGAUAACACCAGAACCUCAUGAUGGAUCACUGGAGGUUACACAGAACAUGCUGCUGACAGAGGCUAAGAAGGAAGGUCUCCCAGAUGAAAUUUUACAUGCAACUAUUGGGCUAUCUGUCGCAGCUGGAGUGCUCGUAAUUAUUUUCAUCAUUACUACAAUAAGCGUGUGUGUAAAGAGGCAAAAAAAAGACAAGAGAGCCUUGAAAUCUCUUAGCACCAAGACCCUGGAUGAGAAUUUGUAAAAUCAAACCGAGGAUUCCUAUGGACUUUAACAGUUCCACUUGAACAAAAGGAAACACUAUCACAAACUGUUAAACUAAACAAUUAGAGGGACCAUUUGUAAAAUUACAAACGGAUUAAAAAUCCAAACAAUUUUAGUAAUAUCAUUACAGGAUUAUAUGAGCCUUAAUAUGAAAGCCUACUGAAUUGUGCUGUUCCAGUAAAAAGAUAAGAUAAGGAGGAUAACGUAUAAGCAAUUAUAAUGUAAUAGAUAAUAGAUAUAUGUAGAUAGUAAACACUACACAGUUGCCUACAGUAGCAAAUUAUCGUAACAUUUCCUGGACUCCUAGGGCGUAGCUGUCGGGAUCCCAAAGGAUGGUAUGCCUGCUGUCAAAAUACAGACAGUGGCAUCCUGAUGAUAAAAAUACAGACAUAGGUUAAUUUAGAGAGCUAACCCUGAUCCCUAAUCCCUCCUAACCCACCUUUCCCGCAGCCUAACCCUAAUCCUCCCUGGUGGUGCCUAACCCUAACCCUACCUUCCCGCAGCUUAAACCUAACCCUCCCUCCCCCGCAGCCUAAUCCUAACCCUCCCUGGGGCUGCCUAACCCUCCCUCGCCACAGCCUAACCCUCCAUCCCUGCAGCCUAAUCCUAACCCUUCCCCUCACAGCCUAACCCUAACACUCUCCCCACAGCCUAAACCUAACCUUCCCCGUGAAAGCAUCGUUUGGGAUGCCGGUGGCUGGGAUCUUGGUGCCGGAUUAGUGAUGAAUGUCGGAAUCCCGAUGCCGGCAUUCCAAGUGGUGUUGGGAUUCCAGCGUCGGUAUUUCAACUGCCAGUAUCCUGAACAUCGGUAUCCUGACUACAACCCUCCUGCGAGAGCAGGAAAUUCACCCUAAUAGGGAUCACCAGUUUCAGAAUAAAACAUUAUGUUCUAUGGGGCUGAUUGUAUUUGAUUUAUAAUUAUAAAUGUCUGUACAGGUUGAGUAUCCCAUAUCCAUAUAUUCCGAAAUACGGAAUAUUCCGAAAUACGGACUUUUGGAGUGAGAGUGAAACCUUUGUUUUUUGAUGUCUCAAUGUACACAAACUUUGUUUAAUACACAAAGUUAUUAAAAAUAUUGUAUUAAAUGA